This is a messenger RNA of Staurois parvus, 267 nucleotides long. Lineage: Eukaryota; Metazoa; Chordata; Amphibia; Anura; Ranidae. The record is from the annotation of a GenBank genome assembly.
AGUGUAGCCCCAGCAGUGCCACGUGUCAGUGCUCAUCCAUGCCACCUGCCAGUGCCCAUCAGUGCCACCCAUCAGUGCCAGUCAGUGCCAUCUAUCAAUGCCAAUCAGUGCCACCUAUCAGUACUGCCAAUCAGUGCCACCUAUCAGUGCCAGUUAGUGCCGCAUAUCAGUGCCACCUAUCAGUGCCUAUCAGUGCCGCCUAACAGUGCCAGUCAGUGCCGCCUAUCAGUGCCAGUCAUUGCCGCCUAUCAGUGCCGCCUAUCAGUG